Molecule: messenger RNA, 297 nt
Organism: Entrophospora sp. SA101
Lineage: Eukaryota; Fungi; Glomeromycota; Glomeromycetes; Entrophosporales; Entrophosporaceae
Source: the annotation of a GenBank genome assembly
AUGUCCCCAACUGGUUUAUCACCGGAUAGUUCACAAGCUGGUUCAAGUAAUUUUACAACAGCAUCAACGAAUAUUUCAAGAAAUUCUUCAAUGUCAACAAAUAAUAUAGUUAAACAUCAAAAACAUUUACAGAAUGCUUUUGAAGUUUUUGAAAAAAGUUUUAGUGCUUCUGCUGCUGAUCAAAAACAACAUGAUAUUACACCCCCACCUUCUCAUACUAUGGCUAUGGUAGUUUCAUCUGCUUUACUAAUAAAUCAAAAACUACGUUCAACAAUGAACCAAUUGGAUGAUGAUUAA